This is a messenger RNA of Penicillium verrucosum, 492 nucleotides long. RefSeq names its product E2 ubiquitin-conjugating protein UBC8. The transcript is spliced from 6 exons. Gene Ontology annotation, biological process: ubiquitin-dependent protein catabolic process; protein polyubiquitination. Lineage: Eukaryota; Fungi; Ascomycota; Eurotiomycetes; Eurotiales; Aspergillaceae. Gene Ontology annotation, cellular component: nucleus. The record is from RefSeq and is a predicted model, not a curated record. Gene Ontology annotation, molecular function: ubiquitin conjugating enzyme activity. The coding region runs from base 1 to 492 and encodes 163 amino acids.
AUGAGUAGCCCAAAGCGCAGAAUCGAGACAGAUGUCAUGAAGCAAGAAUUCUACGUUCGUUUCAAGGGCCCAGAAGAGACACCAUUUACCGGAGGCCUUUGGAAGAUCCACGUCGAAUUGCCUGACCAGUACCCAUACAAAAGCCCGAGCAUCGGAUUCGUCAACAGAAUUUUCCACCCAAACAUCGACGAGCUGUCGGGCUCGGUCUGCCUUGAUGUGAUCAACCAAACGUGGUCGCCCAUGUACGACAUGCUCAACAUCUUCGAGGUCUUCCUUCCUCAGCUCCUCCGUUAUCCCAACCCUUCAGAUCCUCUCAACGGAGAGGGCAGCAGCGCUGAUGAUGAGAGAACCCAAGAAUAUGUUGCCAAAUACGCUAGCAAAGAGGCUGUGGAUGAAGCAGGCGAGGACACCGAAUCUGAAGAUGAGCUAAGCUCGGCGGGGAGCUACGAGUCUGAUGGCGAACAGCCCGCGGGUACAAUGGACGAUGUCUGA